This is a messenger RNA of Drosophila grimshawi, 2813 nucleotides long. Its product is annotated as juvenile hormone esterase. Gene Ontology annotation, molecular function: hydrolase activity. The transcript has 10 exons. The record is from RefSeq and is a predicted model, not a curated record. The coding region runs from base 231 to 2243 and encodes 670 amino acids. Lineage: Eukaryota; Metazoa; Arthropoda; Insecta; Diptera; Drosophilidae.
AGUUCAACGGCAACAGUCAAACGAGAAGCACGAAAAAUUUUUUUGGUACGCGACGAGACCAAAUUGUUGCCAUAGCAGAAGCAGAAGAAGAAGAAGACGAGAAGCGCGCCACGCGCCAUUCGAAACGAAAGACUUAGGCGACAAACUUGAACUUGUCUAGUGUGCAGUGCAUUAUUUGUGAAUUAUUAACAGUUACCCUAUUCGUUAUCCGAGACCAAGACUAGUUCAUCAUGAUACGCACAAGAAACGCGUGUCCUCUGCUGCUGCUACCGCUGCUGCUCGCCGCCCUGCUGCUGUUGUGCAAUGAGUCAGCGUCCAUUGCGAUAGCGCCCUCAACAUUUGGCACGGCUAUAGCCAGAGCUGGAAAGAUUUCCAAUACGUUAAAGGUAUAUCAGUUUAGUAUGGGGCAAUAUAAUCUGCCCACCAUCUGUCAAGUGUUAUGUAUCAUAAUUGAAGAUUUGAGUCAGGAGACGAUGGCCUGGAAAACGCUGACCUCGCACCCCAAUUCGCUGGUGCACUUGCUGCCUUCGCGUGCAAUGCGAGUGGUGCAGGAGGUGGUGCGAUCUCUACGGAAGGAUCGCGAAAUUGUGGCUAGCACCACCUUGGGCAAGGUGCGAGGCCGCUUUCAGAAGUACCGAUCCGGUGAGAGAGGGGGCUACUAUAGUUUCAAGGGCAUGCGAUAUGGUGCAGCGCCCAUUGGAGCCAGAAGAUUCCGCGCAGCAGAACCGGAGAAGCCGUGGUCUGGCGUGAGAGAUGCUUCGAGAGAGGGUCAGAGUUGUCCGCACAAGAACAUGAUACUGGACACCUUCAAGGGCGAUGAGGAUUGCCUUUAUGUAAAUGUUUUCACCACUCGCAUGCCCAAGGAGGAUGACCUGCAACCCAAGCUGCCUGUGAUGGUGUGGCUGCAUGGCGGUGGCUUUUCCUUUGGCUCUGGUAACUCAUUUCUUUACGGACCUGACUAUUUGGUUGCCGAGGAUAUCGUGCUAGUCACUAUGAACUAUCGACUUGGCCCCUUGGGUUUUCUGACAGCCGGACCCGAUGCGCCAGGCAAUCAAGGUCUUAAGGAUCAGGUGCUGGCCCUUAAAUGGGUGCGCGAUAAUAUAGCCGCCUUUGGCGGUGACCCUGAGCAGGUGACAGUCUUUGGCGAGUCUGCUGGGGCAUCUUCGGUGCAGCUGUUGCUGCUCUCGCCACUGGCCAAGGGUCUGUUCCAUCGAGCCAUCUCACAGAGCGGUUCUGCUUUAAAUCCCUGGUCAAUGGCAGCCAGUUCGGGACAUAGAGCAGCGCGGCUGGCGGCCAAUCUUGGCUAUGUGGGUGCUAACGAUACUGAGGAAAUCUUAGACUUCUUGCGUCGAGUGCCAGCCAUGAAGCUGGUUGAGGCAGCACCCACCACGAUAACCGCGGAGGAUCAGCGCAAUAACAUUGGCCUGCCAUUUGUGCCUGUGGUGGAGGGCUAUUGGAAUCAGAAUUCGCGAGAGGAGCAAUUCCUUGAAGAACCCUUUCUCACCGAGCACCCAAGCGAUAUGUACAAGGAGCACAACUUCAACACUCAGAUACCCUAUAUGACGGGUUAUAACACCCACGAGGCCAUGCUCUUUAUAAGAAGAUUACGCAAGAAUCCACAGCUAUUGAAUAUCAUUGAGAAUGACUUUGGACGUUUGGUUCCACAAGAUCUGAACGUGACCCAAGUCCAUGAUAGAGUUACGCGCGAGAUACGCUCCUUCUAUCUGGGUAAUAAGCAUGUUGGGCUCGAGUCUGUGGAUGAAAUGAUAGCGCUGCUAACUGAUCUCAUGUUCCUGCAAGGCAUCCGGCGCACAGCUCGCAAUCAUGCCAAGUUUGGCAAUGCUCCCGUUUACAUGUAUCGCUUCUCCUUCGAUGGGGCUUUAGGUCUAUAUAAGCGCAUGCUGGGCAUUCCCCGGCCAGGUGUUUGCCAUGGCGACGAGAUGGGCUACCUCUUCAAAUUUGGAUUCUUCAAUUUGAGCCUGGACCCAAGGUCCAUGGAAGUGCAAGUCAAGAAUCGCAUGGUGCGAAUGUGGGCAAACUUUGCCAAAUACGGUUCGCCCACCCCCAACAUUGACGAUCCUAUACUGAGCACGAAGUGGGCCCCAAUUGAUGCCGCGAAUGUUAUGAACAGUCUCAACUAUUUGGACAUUUCAAGUGAACUAAAUAUGAGAACAAAUCCUGAGUCGGAGCGUCAGCGAUUCUGGGAUGAAAUGUAUGAACAUUACAAUGGUGUUGCUAUGUAAUGCUUCAGGACUUGAUCGACAUAUUUAUGUAUAGGCAUCACCAGCACAUUGCUCAGCUAAACACACCCACACCCACACACACACACACAUACAAACAUACAUACACACACAUUUUGUAAACAUUUUGCCAUUUUGUGAAAGAGUGAGCAGAAAAGAAUAUUUAAUGCAAAUUUCAUUUUAAUAUUAUCGUAGUUUAUAAUAGUUAGUAGCUAUAUUUUUCUUAGCAUAUAGUUUGUACAUAAGUGUUGCAGCAUUUAUACAUACAUAUUUACACAAACAUAUAGCCACAUCCCAAUAUAUAUACAAAUCCUUAGUAUAAGAAAUGUACUUUUAGCACACCCAAAGCCAACAAACUUUUCCUUACUUCAUAUGCAAUAUCAGGUGUACAUAGUCAGAAUUUAAUCGAGCAUAUUCCAUAUCAAAUGUUAAUUCGUCCAACAUAUGUGUUAUUUUGGAGUAUUCCUGGACACGUUUUGUAUCGUAUUUAAAAUAAAUCACAUUAACUGUUAAACAAUUUCGAUUCAAUUUAUUAUAGUUGUCAAGUAAAGUUGGAAUUUUGGGGUAUUUUAA